Messenger RNA from Mycena indigotica, 1242 nucleotides. RefSeq names its product Vacuolar calcium ion transporter. Gene Ontology annotation, biological process: calcium ion transmembrane transport; intracellular calcium ion homeostasis. The record is from RefSeq and is a predicted model, not a curated record. The transcript has 14 exons. Bases 1 to 1242 code for a protein of 413 amino acids. NCBI's taxonomy places the organism in Eukaryota, Fungi, Basidiomycota, Agaricomycetes, Agaricales, Mycenaceae. Gene Ontology annotation, molecular function: calcium:proton antiporter activity. Gene Ontology annotation, cellular component: fungal-type vacuole membrane.
AUGCCCUCAAACGAAUCAUCUCCCUUACUCGGGAAUGGCGCCUCCCCACCAAACACGUCCUUCACUCACCGCGUCAAGGCGUUAGUAGCGGCUGAAGGCGAACCAUCUUGGAUCGCGUCCUACAAAUACUUCCUCCUUGGGUCCUACCUCAACAUUCUCCUACUAUUCGUCCCACUUUCCUUUAUUGCGUACUAUCUCCACCUCGACGCAGCGCUACGGUUCUCGUUCAGCUUCAUCGCCAUCAUUCCGCUGGCAAAGUUGCUGGGAGACGCGACAGAGCAGAUGUCUGCAAAACUAGGGCAAACCCUCGCUGGCCUGCUCAAUGCUUCGUUCGGCAAUGCGGUUGAAAUUAUCGUCAGCAUUGCCGCUUUACUGCAAAAUGAGAUUCGCAUCGUCCAAACCUCACUCCUGGGAUCCAUUCUGUCCAACUUGCUUUUGGUGCUCGGUUGUUCGUUCCUGGCAGCUGGCUUCAAGUUCAAAGAAAGUAACUUCCAGGUCACUGCUGCUCAAGCGUACGUCGUUCUUAUGACUCUCGCCUGCAUCACGCUUGUUAUUCCCGCUGCGUACCACAGUACCACUAGUGGCGGACUGAGCAUCAACUCCUUGCAAUCGGCUAUGAAGUCUCCUGAUUCGGAUGUUUUCACGCCAAGCUCCGGCUUGCUUACCAUCUCCCGCGGCACUGCAAUUUUCCUGUUAUUUGUCUAUGUCGCCUAUCUCUACUUUCAGCUACGAUCACAUGCCUAUCUCUUCGAGGCCGAAGAGCAGGAGGGCGAGGAGCCAGAAAUGAGUGUCGUUGCCGCUGGCGUCGCUCUUCUCGGAACGACAAUAAUAACUUCGUUCUGCGCCGACCAUCUUGUUGCCUCCAUCGAAGAAACGGCCGAACGUUAUUCGAUCCCCAAACCCUUCAUUGGCUUGAUCUUGUUGCCCAUCGUGGCCAAUGCUGCAGAGCAUGUUACCUCUGUAUGGAUGGCAAUGAAAGGACAAAUGGAAAUCACCAUCGGAGUCUGCGUCGGAAGCUCUAUUCAAAUUGCAACGUUCGUGAUCCCGCUGCUCGUCAUCGUUGGCUGGGCGACCAACCACGGCAUGACUCUCUUCUUCGCGAACUUCGAGACUGUUACGCUAUUCGUGUCGGUUUUCCUCGUUCACACACUCAUCCAGGACGGCAAGUCAAACUACAUGGAGGGUCUCAUGCUGCUAACACUGUAUUUUGUCAUCGCGCUUGCCUUCUGGGUCAGUGAGUGA